AUGUCACUAUAUGAUUGGGUCAGACUGGCAGACAAGCAGCGGAUCAAGCACCGUAAAAAGGGCCCCAAGAAAUCUGAAGAGCAUAUUGAUGAGCAUGCGGAUGUGGACUCGGAGUUUGAGGACAACUAUGAUGUCAGUGAUGCAGAAUUGAAGGGUGCUGGAGCCAAUGAAGAAGAAGAAGAAUCUGAGGAUGAACUUUUGCUGACAAAGACAUCCAACCAGGAGCUUGAAGCUGAUAGUGCACCUAAGCCAAAGAAAUCUAGGUCAAAAUAUGUACAGUUCCAUGAGAAUCAUCCACAGUAUGAGACCCAUCAUGUGAAGCUGCUGGAUGAGUCUGAGGCAUAUGUUCCCAACUUCAUUGGUGGUUCACUCCCCAGAAGAGAUGCAGGCAACUGUGAACAAUAUUGCAUGACCAUGCUCACACUCUUCAAGCCUUGGCGCACUGGGCAGGAUCUGAGACCAAGCCAGGAUGUGCUCUGGGAUGAUGUGUUCAAUGGCCAUUCAUUCACAGAGCGGCAGCUGGAGGUCAUGAAAUUC
This is a messenger RNA of Trametes versicolor FP-101664 SS1, 537 nucleotides long. RefSeq lists its product as uncharacterized. The record is from RefSeq and is a predicted model, not a curated record. The annotation marks the transcript as partial. The transcript has a single exon. Lineage: Eukaryota; Fungi; Basidiomycota; Agaricomycetes; Polyporales; Polyporaceae.